UUCCCAUAGCAACAGCAGAGAGGACCUGCAGUAAAAUCAGUGUUUUCGGGUGUGGAUCCAUAUUCUUAGAGGAACAUUACAAAAAGGGGAUUUCCUUCAACUCUGUGUGAACGACUCCUCGGGGAGUUUUGUUGAGAGAUUUAAAAGUGUGAAUGAGAGCAGUUGCCUCUCAUCCCUCUAUGGAGAUGUUGGUAACUAAUGACAACCAGCACUAAAGCUGCUCUGAAGUAUUACGAAUAACAUGGUGUGUGUGUAUGACGCAUGAGAGGAGAGAUGCAGAUGAAAGCAUGAUGUCGCUCCACAGCGUGCCAAGGAGGAACUCUCAGUCUGAACCCUUUCGUGACAGCACAGAGUUCUCUUUGCUUCCAACAAGACCCCGGUCCUCUGGAAACACGGGGCGUUCCUCCACAGCCUCUGAGCUCCUGGGUCUGCAAGUGCGAGGGUUCUGCUGUCCCCUGCAGCAGAGGCCCAGCAGUGGGAGGACGACACACAGGGUGAGUACACAAAGCAGAAGGGGAGGAGGGGGCAGCCGGACUCUGCUAAACGGUCUGAAGGGAAGGUUGGACGUCAGAGAAGAACCAGCGUCCAGGUCCAGGUCCAGGAGUUGGAGCAGACCGGAGAUGACCGCAGGAGGCGGAGCUCCCAGCGUGUGCCAUCACAGAGAUCCAAUCAGUGAAUCAGCAGAAACUCCCACAACCCCCAGCGAUGAGAGGCGGACUCUUCACGCACUGACCGGAGCCACAAAAGUUUCAGAGCUCCAUCUGUAUCUGCCUUCAUCGCUCUGUGAUGAUGAGGAGCAGGACGCAGAGACGGCAGACAUGAGGGCUACAGCAGAGGACACUCAGGGAUCUGAGCUCAAUAUGACCCAAUGCUAAUCCUCUGGUGUUCCUCAACUCUCCAGACAAGACCAACACACUACCUGUACUCCACAGAGCAUCUUCUGAAGAC
This is a messenger RNA of Labrus mixtus (cuckoo wrasse), 948 nucleotides long. RefSeq lists its product as uncharacterized. The transcript is spliced from 6 exons. NCBI's taxonomy places the organism in Eukaryota, Metazoa, Chordata, Actinopteri, Labriformes, Labridae. The record is from RefSeq and is a predicted model, not a curated record. The coding region runs from base 255 to 875 and encodes 206 amino acids.